AUGGCCGGCGCUUACGAUGCGAGCUUACCGAGUGUUCCUGAUUGGCUCAACAAAGGAGACAACGCGUGGCAGCUCACGUCGGCGACUCUGGUCGGUCUACAAAGCAUGCCAGGUCUCGUCAUCCUCUACGCCUCCAUCGUCAAGAAGAAAUGGGCCGUGAAUUCCGCUUUCAUGGCACUUUACGCCUUCGCAGCCGUUCUCCUCUGUUGGGUCCUCCUCUGUUACAAAAUGGCUUUCGGAGAUGAGCUUUUGCCUUUCUGGGGUAAAGGUGGUCCCGCCUUCGACCAAGGAUACCUCAAGGGACAAGCCAAGAUUCCAGAAACUGUCAGGAUUUUUGGGAACGGUACGACGGAGAAAGAAGCGACGAUGCCGUAUUUUCCGAUGGCGACUUUGGUUUAUUUUCAGUUCACUUUUGCGGCGAUAACGACUAUACUUGUGGCCGGGUCGGUGUUGGGGAGGAUGAAUAUUAAAGCGUGGAUGGCUUUUGUGCCAUUGUGGUUGAUAUUUAGCUACACGGUCGGAGCUUAUAGUCUAUGGGGCGGUGGGUUUCUGUACCAUUGGGGUGUCAUUGAUUACUCCGGCGGAUAUGUUAUUCAUCUCUCCUCCGGUGUUGCCGGCUUCGUCGCCGCUUACUGGGUGGGACCCCGGCCUCAGGCAGACAGAGAAAGAUUCCCACCGAACAAUGUUCUUCUAAUGCUUGCCGGAGCUGGGCUUCUAUGGAUGGGAUGGUCCGGUUUUAACGGUGGAGCUCCUUACGCCGCCAACUUAACCUCCUCAAUCGCCGUGCUCAACACCAACCUCUCUGCCGCCACAAGCCUCCUCGUAUGGACCUGCCUCGAUGUUAUUUUCUUUGGCAAACCUUCAGUUAUAGGAGCCAUUCAAGGCAUGGUUACUGGCCUCGCCGGCGUCACUCCCGGAGCAGGGUUGAUCCAAACAUGGGCGGCCAUAAUAAUUGGAAUAUUCUCAGGAUCAAUUCCAUGGGCCUCUAUGAUGAUCAUUCACAAGAAAUCUACACUCCUCCAACAAGUAGAUGAUACAUUAGCGGUAUUCUACACACACGCAGUAGCUGGAGUACUAGGUGGAUUACUGACCGGCUUGUUCGCACAUCCUGAUCUCUGCGUCUUGUUACUUCCUGUCCCGAACACCAACGGAGCUUUCUACGGCGGCAAUGGUGGCAAACAGUUUCUGAAACAGUUGGUCGGAGCUGCCUUCAUUACUGUCUGGAAUGUAGUGUCGACGACUCUCAUACUCCUUGCUAUAAAGAUGUUCAUACCGUUGAGAAUGGCUGAGGAAGAGCUUGGUAUUGGAGACGAUGCUGCUCAUGGAGAAGAAGCUUAUGCUCUUUGGGGAGAUGGAGAGAAGUUCGAUGCCACGAGGCAUGAAACGCAGAUGCAACAGUUUGAGAGAGAUCAAGAAGCUGCUCAUCCUUCUUAUGUUCAUGGUGCUAGAGGUGUCACUAUUGUUUUAUAAAAAUCUCGGUAUGUGCUUUCUUUUCUUUUUAUCUCUCUUUCUUUUCUUUUGGUGUUGUAGAGACAUGAAAAAGUUGUGUUCUGUAUAGGUACAAACUUCAGUUUUCAUUUUUUCUGAUGUAAUAGCAGUUUUAACAACCAUUUUUUGAUUUUGCAAACUAAACUCAGAAGAAAUAUUCAUUUACAUUAUGAUUUGUUUGUAAUGAAUAUAAUUUCUUCAGGUUUUAUA
Molecule: messenger RNA, 1698 nt
Organism: Brassica oleracea var. oleracea
Lineage: Eukaryota; Viridiplantae; Streptophyta; Magnoliopsida; Brassicales; Brassicaceae
Product: ammonium transporter 2
Exons: 5
Coding region: 1-1470 (489 amino acids)
Biological process (GO): ammonium transmembrane transport
Cellular component (GO): plasma membrane
Molecular function (GO): ammonium channel activity
Source: RefSeq, a predicted model, not a curated record